Messenger RNA from Cataglyphis hispanica, 1899 nucleotides. Its product is annotated as uronyl 2-sulfotransferase-like. NCBI's taxonomy places the organism in Eukaryota, Metazoa, Arthropoda, Insecta, Hymenoptera, Formicidae. The record is from RefSeq and is a predicted model, not a curated record. Gene Ontology annotation, cellular component: membrane. The transcript has 6 exons. The coding region runs from base 75 to 986 and encodes 303 amino acids. Gene Ontology annotation, molecular function: sulfotransferase activity.
UACUCGACAACAUAAUCUCAACCUCGAUAAUUCAUGUAAAUAAGACGGCGUAUUAUAUAAAAUAAAAAUAAAAAAUGCGUCGAAAUCGCGGGUUUUUGUUAUUGCUUUCAAUGUGUCUGACAAUGAUUUUUAUUGCUUUGAACGCAAGGUCGUCUACGGAUCUGCUUGAGCUCGCGAGUGUUGCCGAAAAACGUAGCUCAUUCAAAAAACACGAUGGGUCACGUGCCGACGAUCGAUGGAUCGCUCGACGCCAGACGCAUCGGUAUGUCACACCUUCUCUCGCCGAAUUGAGUGAGGUACCAUACAAGUAUAAGCAUAUUCUUAUGAUGACACGCAUACCUGGUACAGGCGCCGAAUUGAUAGUAUUUAUUCUACAACGUUUACAAGGAUAUAACGCUUUUAAACAUAUACGUCUACCACCGAGCGAUUAUAAAUUUUUAUCAGUUGUACAACAGGAGUUAUUAGUAGAAGAUGUUAUGAAUAUCAUCAGACAAGAAGCUAUUCCCUUAACUUUUGAUGGAGAUGUAAAGUUUUUAAAUUUCUCGGCAUUUGGGCGUCAAGGACCUACAUUUAUAUCUUUAGUGAGAGACCCUUUAGAUCCACGAAUUUGGCAAUGGAAAGGAAAAGAAGGCAUGCAUUAUCACGGAGCUAUAUCUCAUUUUUGUGGACAGGAACCACGCUGCAUGGAACGAAAUAACACGUGGGCGUUGGAACGCGCCAAGGUAAAUGUUAUUCGAUGGUAUCCCGUUGUUGGGAUAUUGGAUUAUAUGGAAGAAUCGCUAAACGCGCUUGCAGUCGAGUUUCCUUAUUUUUUUAAUGGUGCUAUUAAUAUCUAUAAUCAAUUUCGAUCAAAAGAGAAUCUGCCUUCGGUAAGUUUAAAAUUACGAAUUAAAGAUGCAUCUUUAAGAAAUGUUCUUGCACAAGAAGUGGAAUUUUAUCAAUGGUUAAAAUCUCGACUUCUCAACAAAACUUUCAACAAUGAUUGAGUACUGCGCAGUACGGUUCAAUAAAAUUUAUUGUAACCGUAAUAUAAAAUUGUCAGGACCAAACAUUGUCUUUCUUACAAAGUUUCCUACUCGUAUUCUAUUAUAUAAAAAAAAAUUCAUAGUUAAAGAAAGAUAAAAAAGAUUAAAAAAUUCUUACUCCAUUUGUAAAUAGAAUAACUUAAAACCUAGGUUAUAUAUUUUAUAGUUUUAAAUUAUUUUAAUUUUUAAUAAAUUUAUAUAUUAUCCGUUAAAAAAAUAUGUUCUUCAUUAUAAAAAAAAUGCUCAAAAUCAGAUUGCUUUUUUGUGACAAUAAAUGAGACAGUAAAUUUUGUUUACCUUAUUCCUAGGAAUACUGUCCCAUAGAUCUUUCCAGCUGCUUGUUAAGAGCGAAAAUAGGAUGAGAAUAGGAUAUAAUCGGAUGGAAUGAAACAGACUUCUAAUAUAUACUUUACAUUUUUGUUAAUAACACGUUAUUUGAAAUAUCAGGCCGCCAUAUUAGAAAUUUGUAUUAGACUUUUUUUUUCACAUCCUAUAAAGAGAAAUAUACUUGAUUACAAUGAGUACCAAAUAGAAAUACUAAAAUUAAAAUGAGCGUAAAAUUGAAAUUUUAAAGAGACGAAAAUAUGAGAAAGAGAAGAAAAGAGGCUGUUCUUUUUCUUUACCUUGGCUUUGCCACAUUGUCGACAUUCUUUCUUUGGCGCGUAAUCUAUACUUGUGUGUUCAAAACGCCUCUAUAUUCCCAAAACAUAGAUAUCAAACUACAUAGCCAUUUCUAAAAAAUUUCUCAGUAGGUAACACUAAGAAAAAUUUCGUAUCCACGAUUUCUGGUUCUGUUCCGUGCUACGUUUUCCAAGUAUCGCUAAUAUAGACCAGUGACGCAACAAUUACAGUUACAUUAAAUAGAUUUCUAAUA